This is a messenger RNA of Echinops telfairi (small Madagascar hedgehog), 2566 nucleotides long. Its product is annotated as olfactory receptor 51E2. Lineage: Eukaryota; Metazoa; Chordata; Mammalia; Afrosoricida; Tenrecidae. The record is from RefSeq and is a predicted model, not a curated record. Gene Ontology annotation, cellular component: membrane. The coding region runs from base 1 to 963 and encodes 320 amino acids. Gene Ontology annotation, molecular function: olfactory receptor activity; G protein-coupled receptor activity. Gene Ontology annotation, biological process: G protein-coupled receptor signaling pathway. The transcript has a single exon.
AUGAGUUCCUGCAACUUCACACAUACCACCUUUGUGCUUAUUGGUAUCCCAGGACUAGAAGACGCCCAUUUCUGGAUGGGGUUCCCCCUGCUUUCAAUGUAUGCCGUGGCGGUGUUUGGAAACUGCAUCGUAGUCUUCAUCAUAAGGACCGAGAGAAGCUUGCACGCGCCCAUGUAUCUCUUUCUCUGCAUGCUGGCAGCCAUCGACCUGGCCUUAUCCACAUCCACCAUGCCCAAGAUCCUCGCCCUCUUCUGGUUCAACUCGCGCGAGAUUACCUUCAAUGCCUGCCUUACUCAGAUGUUCUUUAUUCAUGCUCUCUCAGCCAUCGAGUCAACCAUCCUGCUGGCCAUGGCAUUUGACCGCUAUGUGGCUAUCUGCCACCCACUGCGCCAUGCCUCGGUGCUCAACAACACGGUCACUGCCCAGAUUGGCUUGGUGGCUGUGGUCCGCGGAUCCCUCUUCUUUUUCCCACUGCCUCUGCUCAUCAAGAGACUGGCCUUCUGCCAUUCCAAUGUGCUCUCACACUCCUAUUGUGUGCACCAGGACAUGAUGAAGCUGGCUCACACAGACACUUUGCCUAAUGUGGUCUAUGGCCUUACAGCCAUCCUGCUGGUCAUGGGUGUGGAUGUCAUGUUCAUCUCAUUGUCCUAUUUCCUGAUUAUACGGACAGUUCUACAACUGCCUUCCAAGACAGAGCGGGCCAAGGCGUUUGGGACGUGUGUGUCACACAUCGUUGUGGUACUGGCCUUCUACGUGCCACUCAUUGGACUCUCCGUGGUACACCGUUUUGGAAAUGGCGUGGAUCCCAUUGUGCAUGUUCUCAUGGGUGAUGUCUACUUGCUGCUGCCUCCUGUGAUCAAUCCCAUCAUCUAUGGUGCCAAGACGAAAGAGAUCAGAACCCGGGUACUUGCCAUGUUCAGGAUGAGCUGUGACAAGAACCUUCAGGCUGUGGGAGACAGGUGACCGUUCCCACUCAACUUCCCUUUAUCUAUAAUGGUUUGCUAGAACUGGCUCCAAACACUAACUUAGGUCUCUGGGUUGCUCUCUAGCUUCCCUGUUUGGGGUACCGAGUGUUUUUUGAAGCUAGCAUGGUUUCCUCUUAUACGUCAAAAAGUUGUUGAUAUCCUGCUUCUAUAAAACAAUUUAAAUUAGCAAAUUCAUCAGUCCCCCAAUAAAUAAUAAAAUGAACAUAAGAAGGACUGUCACAAAAGGUAAUUGACUUUAAAAUAUAGAAAAAACCAUUUACUAUCAUGAGUAAUCCAAGAAAUAUUCAGACAAUAAUUAGAUUACAUUUUUGCCAUUCAAUUUAGCCAUUUUUAUUCAUGAAACUAAUAAAACUUCACAAUAAAAGUGAAGGUGAGUUGAAACAGAUAUUUUUUAAAACUGCAGAGGAUGGUUAAAUUGAUACCAAAUCUUUGAAAAAAAACGUGGCAGUAUGUAACAAGAACUUUUAAAAAAUUUAUAUUCUUUAAUGCUGUAAUCUCACAUUUGAAAAUGUAUCCAAACAAAAUGCCCUUAAAUGCAUGAAACAAACUGUUCAGAAAAGAUAGCAAGUACACUGUUAUUUGGAGCAAUUACAUAUAACAGAUCAUAGAGUGAAAUACGUAAAAAGACAGCAAAGCACCACGUGACCCAUCCACUUGCGGAAAUAGUCCCUGGCCUUUAAAAACUGCUGUAAAAUGACAUAGGCUACGUGUUAAGGGAUAGGGUAAUGGUAAAGCAACCUGGUAAACAUAGUCCCGGAAUUGAAUACAGGAAGAAAGUUGGAACGGCAACUGAUUUGUUACAUCUGCAUCUCUCAUAAUAAAAAUAUAAUAAAACAUACUUGUGAUGUUAGUAAAAGCAUUAAGGACAUAUGAUUGAUACUAACAUGAAAAUCAACCUAUGCAUUGAAGGAAAUGUGCUCAAAUUACAAGCAAUUUAUAUCUGCCUCCACUUUCCAUAGCUAUUAUAGUCUAGUUUGCAUGUUUUGUACAUUUUACGUGAGGAAAAUGAAACUGGUACUUUAUAGAAAUCAAUGUUUGCCACAUUUCUCACUAUUAGUAUAUUAUGCAUUACAUGGGUAUUUAUCAAAGCUUCUAAAGAUAAUUCUAAUGAACAUUUGUAAGGGCUUCCACUGCCCCAAGCACUAGGAGUUCUUUAAAAGUUCUAGCUAAUGUUCACAACAAUUGUAUAAGGUAGCUAUCACUUUUGUCCCCCGUUACUAGAAAGAGAAAUGAGACCUAUAUUAGCAAGAUGACAGUUUGUAGUCCUACAGCCUUGAAAUUAAAUUUAAUAACCCAAGAUGUAUUGUCGCAGCCAGUGCGAAUCCUGUUUUCUCUCUGCUGUGUAGUAAGAUGGAUGUGUUUGUAUUUGUCCUGAAAGAUAACCCUGUUCUAGUUGUGAGCAAUAAAUACAAAUCAUUCUCCAUGUUUUAUAGUCACCUUUCAUGGUUUUAAAACCUGCUUCUUUUCAGAUUAAGGGAAAAUAUGUUUGGUCCAUUUAUCUCAUACCACUCUUUAAUCAUAUGUUCCUUUUUCUCAUGGUAUCCUGUAUGUUUCCAACAUUUUAAAUGUACAUCAUUUGG